GGGAGCAGCUCAAGAACCAGAUGCACCGCAAGUUUUCUACCCGCUAGCUUCAAUCCUCUACCGUUGUAACCCCGAAACGAAGCUCCGUUACGCGCCCGGAUUAACCAGUUAAAGAGAACGGCGAUGAGGUCGUCGGCGUCAGUUAUCUCCGCCGUCAGCGCCGUUACGGCGUUACUGGUCCUAGCGGCGGCGCCGUCGAGCGGUUCGCCGACCCGUUCCGGAUCCUGGAGCACAUCCCCAUCGGGCUCGACCGGGAUGACGUGGCCAUGGUCGCCAUGGCCAAGGUCGACUGGAGGGAGACCCCCACCUCCCAUGAGAUCGUAAUCGACGUACCCGGGUUGAAGAGGGAGGAGCUGAAGAUUGAGGUAGACGAGAACCGGAUCCUCCGCGUGAGCGGCGAGCGAAAGAAAGAAGAGGAGAAGAAGGACGAGCACUGGCACCGCAUCGAGCGCUCCUACGGGCGAUUCUGGCGCCAGUUCCGGUUGCCCGACAACGUCGACAUCGACUCCGUCUCCGCCAAGCUCGAGCACGGGGUGCUCACCAUAACCUUCGCGAAGCUGGCGCCGGAGCAGAUCAAGGGGCCCAAGGUGGUGAGCAUUGCCGCCGCCGCCGCCGAGGGAGGAGAGAAGCAGCAGCUCAAUGCAGGUGAAGCUAAGAAAGUAGAGCUGUGAAUUAGAGAAGAGAUCGAGAGAGAGAGAGAGAGCUUGUGAGUUGUGAUCUUUUGUAAAAGACAUGGUGGCGGGGCACGUUGUAAAUGUGUAGUAGUGGUGUAACUGGUAACUGGUUACUGGUCUUUGGUAAUAUAUAUAAGAGUGUUUGUGUAAACUUUGCUAUUCAAAGACUAUUUAAAGUGCAAUUGGUUCGCCUGCGAUAGUAAA
Ananas comosus (pineapple) is the source of this 878-nucleotide messenger RNA. RefSeq names its product 22.0 kDa class IV heat shock protein-like. The transcript is spliced from 2 exons. The record is from RefSeq and is a predicted model, not a curated record. Bases 267 to 671 code for a protein of 134 amino acids. NCBI's taxonomy places the organism in Eukaryota, Viridiplantae, Streptophyta, Magnoliopsida, Poales, Bromeliaceae. Gene Ontology annotation, biological process: protein folding; response to heat; response to hydrogen peroxide.